Blepharisma stoltei is the source of this 390-nucleotide messenger RNA. The record is from the annotation of a GenBank genome assembly. NCBI's taxonomy places the organism in Eukaryota, Ciliophora, Heterotrichea, Heterotrichida, Blepharismidae.
AUGAUGGAAGAUGCAAAUAGAUAUUUACUGGACGAAGAUGAGCAAAGCCAAGAAGAGUACGAAGAUUAUGGGUAUGAAUUGAGCACAACGAUGAAUCUAACACCUAUGGCUGGGACUAAGCAUGGCAAAGGGACAAAACUCGGGAAAUGCCCAUAUUGUAUGAAAAUCAGUGCACCCAUUAAAGAAUAUGAUCCUACCUCUAUGACGUGGAAUAUGUGUGGGUCAAUGUGCUUAUUAGGGUGCUGGUUCGGGUGCUGCUUAAUUCCAAUUUUUGAUAAGCAAUUCCACGGUGUUACGUAUUUUUGCAGCAAUUGUAAAAGCCCAAUGGAGGCAGGGAAUCCUUUGAUGCUGACUAGAAAGCUGAGCAUUCCAAGAGGAAUGGGUUUAUAA